Messenger RNA from Ceraceosorus guamensis, 327 nucleotides. RefSeq lists its product as hypothetical. The transcript has a single exon. Lineage: Eukaryota; Fungi; Basidiomycota; Exobasidiomycetes; Ceraceosorales; Ceraceosoraceae. The record is from RefSeq and is a predicted model, not a curated record. The annotation marks the transcript as partial.
UCUUCACCCAGCGCACCCAUCUCCGUCCUCUUUUUUGCCUCGGCGCGCGAUGCUGCAGGCUCUUUGGAGCUUCCAUUAUACCUGCCCCGCGCUGGCUUUCCCCUGUCGGAAUUGGCCGGUCUGAUCCUGCUCGAACGAAAGGCGGCGCUGGCCGAGGGCAAGUCUGACGACGCGCACACGACGCCCGAUGUGGAAGCGCUGCAGCGCAUCUUAGAGUCGGCUAGGUGGAGCGUGAAUGAGGAAAUGGUCGAUGAGGAUGGCCUUGCGAGCACUUUGUUGAAUGGUGGAGAACGCGUGGCACCCAUUACUCCUGUCAGCGGGGGAUGA